UUAUUAUGUUUUUAGAUAUAUUACGGAAAUGAAAACAAGCGUAGCUUUUCAUAUGUCCAGAAGGAGAAAGAGAUUUUGAAAGCCAUCCAAUGGAUUUCCAGAGCGUUUUGGUAGCAGCAUUGUUGGCGUUGACUUUGAUCCAUGGCCUCAGAUUAUUAGCAAAGAGAAGCAGUAAUGGCAAGAAACUUCCCCCGGGGCCAUUUCCAUUCCCGGUGUUCGGAAACCUUCAUUUGCUCGGGAACAAACCCCACGUCUCCAUAUCCCGGCUAGCCGGAAAAUAUGGUCCAGUUAUGACGCUAAAACUGGGCAUGAUAAACACAGUGGUCAUUUCCUCACCCGCCAUGGCCAAAGAAGCUCUACAGAAGCAAGACUUAGCCUUCUCUACCCGGUUACCCCCUGAUGCUUUUCGAGCUAACAACCACUGCCAAUUCUCUGUUGUUUGGCUCCCCGUUGCGUCCAAGUGGAGAGCCCUUCGAAAGAUCAUGAAUACCAACAUCUUUUCCGUCAACAAGCUCGAUACCAACGAGCAGCUGAGAGCUAAAAAGAUCCAAGAACUUAUUGUGUAUUGCCAAAAGAACAGCGAGGUAGGGGAAGCGGUGGAUAUUGGGCGUGCAGCUUUCAGGACUACCCUCAAUUUGCUGUCAAACACCAUUUUCUCCAAAGAUUUAACCGACCCUUAUUCCGAUUCUGCCAAAGAAUUCAGGGAUUUGGUGUGGAAUAUGAUGCUGGAAGCUGGAAAGCCUAACCUGGUUGACUACUUUCCCUUUCUUGAAAAGUUUGAUCCCCAGGGUAUACGCCGCCAGAUGUCUGGUUAUUUCACUAAGAUGUUCGACCUUUUUCAAGAUUUGAUUGAUGAACGGCUGGAGGAGAGGAAAGUGAAAGGAAACAGAAGUGAUGAUGUAUUAGAUUCACUUCUCAACAUCAGCCAAGAAAGGCCAGAAGAAAUUGAUAGGACUCACAUUCUGCGCAUGCUCAUGGACUUGUUUGCUGCGGGAACUGAUACAUCAUCAAGCACAUUAGAGUGGGCAAUGACAGAACUUCUUAAGAAUCCAGAGGUUAUGGCGAAAGUUCAAGUGGAGCUUGCUGAUGUUAUUGGUAAAGGCAAGUUACUACAUGAAAGUGAUGUUACUCAUCUGCCUUACUUGCAAUGCGUCAUUAAAGAAACCUUUAGAAUACACCCACCGGUUUCAAUGAUUCAACGUAAAGUUGAUCAUGAAGUGAACCUAUGUGGAUAUACUAUUCCCAAGGACUCACAAAUUCUAAUUAAUGUAUGGGCCAUUGGGCGUGACCCUAAAAUUUGGGAGAACCCGUUGGUCUUUAACCCAGAGAGGUUUUGGAAUUUAGAAAUGGACUUCAAAGGGCAGGAUUUUGAACUCAUUCCAUUUGGUGUUGGUAGAAGGAUUUGUCCCAGAUUGUCAAUGGCAGUAAGGACAAUUCCGGUAAUGUUAGGAUCAUUAGUAAACUCAUUCAAGUGGAAGCUUGAGGGUGACAUUGCACCUAAAGAUUUGGACAUGGAGGAAAAGUUCGGCUUCACAAUGGCUAAAGGUUGUCCUCUUAGAGCCAUUCCUAUCUCCUUUUAACAUAAUAUCACUGUUCCGUAGCAGAUAUUUGCUAUUCCAAAUAAACUAAACGAAUAAUAUAGUGUACUCUAGAGUUGUAUGAUUUAGGCAUAUAUAUUACACUGUCAUAGUACAUAGGAUUGCAAAAGAACUACCUUACACUACAAGAAAAAUCACAAAUCAGGAUGAAAUCACGGUGACGGAAUUUUGUGUUUUCGCGACAAAAUUCUUCCAUCACGAAUCGUGAUUUCUCUUAUAAUGUUAAGUGUUUGUUUAGUAUUUGAGUGUAAGUUUUUUUAACAUUCUAUUUUUAAAUAUUUAUGGGAAUUUCAUUUUAUUGUUGAUCA
Molecule: messenger RNA, 1906 nt
Organism: Ipomoea nil (Japanese morning glory)
Lineage: Eukaryota; Viridiplantae; Streptophyta; Magnoliopsida; Solanales; Convolvulaceae
Product: geraniol 8-hydroxylase-like
Exons: 2
Coding region: 90-1580 (496 amino acids)
Molecular function (GO): oxidoreductase activity, acting on paired donors, with incorporation or reduction of molecular oxygen; monooxygenase activity; heme binding
Source: RefSeq, a predicted model, not a curated record